Molecule: messenger RNA, 362 nt
Organism: Heterobilharzia americana
Lineage: Eukaryota; Metazoa; Platyhelminthes; Trematoda; Strigeidida; Schistosomatidae
Source: the annotation of a GenBank genome assembly
CUUCCAAUACGAAUUCAAAUAUGUGUCAAGUACCUCAACUGAUAUCCCUAUCCAAAUCUAGUAAUAGUUUGGUAUCGAGUCCUUGCCUCUGGCGGAAGCUAGCAAGGCCGUUUGGUGUUGGGUUGCAGUCUUCUGAGUUCGCCAAAUCGCUUGGUGCUGAUAUUUCUUUCGGCAGUUCUAAUGGAAAUGGUCUUUCUCUACCAGACAACAGAAUGCUGCUGACAGACCCUUCAGUCUUGCCACCCCCUAAAGUGCGCUGUCUAACUCGUGACUGUGGGUCUAGGGAUUCAAAAGUUCCUGGUCCUCAACUGCAUACCACAAAUGGAGUAAGCCCAACACAGAUCUUUCAACUCCCGACAUAA